GAAAGAUUCAACGCCACUCUACAGAAGAUCCUGGCCACUACAGCUGAGCGCUGUCACUGGGACUGGGACGUGAUGAUCCCCUUUGCUGUCAUGGCCUACCGAGCAACCAAGCACAGUGCAACUGGUUUAACUCCAAACAUGAUGAUGUUCGGCAGGGAAUUGACUGAACCAGUUGAUCUGGUUGCUGGAUUACCCCCAGACACUGACGCCACACCUUCACCCCCUGAGUACGUCCAGAGUCUCCGAGAACGGUUGGAGCUGGCACACCAGAUCGUCAGAGUCGCCCUGGGUGAAGCAGUGCAACGAGCAAAAAGACAAUAUGACAAGUCUUGCUGUCGGACCCACUAUCAGAUUGGUGAUGCUGUUUGGUAUCUCAUCAAAGGCACCCGAAAUGUCAAGAACAGAGUUCGGAAGUUCCUGCCGUCGUAUGAAGGGCCAUAUUUCAUCCUGGGACAGCUGGACGACCUGGUGUACAGGAUCCAGAAGAACCCCAGGACCAAAGUCAAGGUGGUCCAUCAUGAUCAGCUGAAGCCGUACCGUUGCCGGGACGCUCUGGACAACACCUGGGCCCUGGAGCUAGCGUCUUCAUGGACACCGAUGGAGGUGUCGCCACCACCUGUGCAGAGUGAUCAAGCGGACCUGGACCUGGGCUUGUCUCAGCUGUUUUCCAACAGUCCAGCUGGGACAGCUUUCAGUUCCACUUCCUCAGAUCCUGACAUUGAUACUGCUGUGUUUGACUCUCCUCAGUCCGGUCUUCCAGACAGCAGUGGUGCUGCAGUUCAACAUCAUCCGGACCCGAGCGCUGAAAGACCUCGUCGCCAGCGACGACCACCAAUCAUGUAUGGGGAAUGGGUCCAUUAAGCGAGGUUAACUGUUUGAGAUGAAUAGUUAAGUUUAGAAUUUAUAAUGUUCUCAUGUUCAAAUAUGUUCUGGAAAAAAAAAAAAAAAGAGUAUUGGUCUAGUCUGCAUGUUGAGGGCUCGUACAUAUGUCUAGUGACAAUAGUGAAAGUGUGUAAAGCGGUUGGCCUGGUAUUCACGCACAAUUGAGUUAAAAGUCACCUGCUGACUGUUAUGGACAGGAUGGUGCCAUUCUAUUUUUUAUACACUAUUUCUCCACAGGUGCUAAUUUUAAAGGUGAGGCUAAAAUACUUUAUUUUUGUAUAUUGCAAGUAAUAAGGGUUGCCCACCUGUUUUAUUUUGUAUGGAGUUGCUGGAGUGCAUUGUUUAGAAUGCUAUCCAGAGUGGGGGUAGUGUUGUAGGAGUGAGUGUGGAGUGUCUGCCGCUGUUCGUGUAUGUGUGGUGUGGCCGCUGCGUGUGGGAGGGGCUGCCGGGAGAUUGACGUCUCUCUGGGGAAGAAAACGUGUAGAAGUGCCCGGUACGUGUGAAGUUCGAACUGCGACGAAAUAAACCAUAAGAACGCUCUACCAAAGACUCGACUCAUCCAUGUCCCAGCUCCAGCCGACGAAAAGGACAUUAAACCCUGGAGUGCGCGCUCCAGCCUUGGAGGUGACGGAACACCUCCCCUGUGACGCCCGACCACGGUCCGGUGAGGA
Molecule: messenger RNA, 1553 nt
Organism: Synchiropus splendidus (mandarinfish)
Lineage: Eukaryota; Metazoa; Chordata; Actinopteri; Syngnathiformes; Callionymidae
Exons: 1
Coding region: 73-861 (262 amino acids)
Source: RefSeq, a predicted model, not a curated record